Labrus bergylta (ballan wrasse) is the source of this 3283-nucleotide messenger RNA. RefSeq names its product RIC8 guanine nucleotide exchange factor B (gene ric8b). Lineage: Eukaryota; Metazoa; Chordata; Actinopteri; Labriformes; Labridae. Gene Ontology annotation, molecular function: G-protein alpha-subunit binding; guanyl-nucleotide exchange factor activity. Gene Ontology annotation, cellular component: cytoplasm; plasma membrane. Gene Ontology annotation, biological process: G protein-coupled receptor signaling pathway. The record is from RefSeq and is a predicted model, not a curated record.
CCUAGCAUUAGCAUUAGCAGCUAGCUGAUGAGCUAGCGUCACAACACAAACCGGGUCACGUCAAAAACCGAGCUCACCAUCCCUAAAGCCACCAUGGAUCUAGAUAGCAUCCUGUCGCAGCUUAACACGGCCGACGAGGAGGAAAGCGAGAAGCUUCUUCUGCAGUAUAAUCGAGAGAACAGCCUCACCUUCAAAUUUGAACAAAGGGAAGAAACCCUGCGCAGUAAGCUGUGUCAGAGUGUGUUGACCGUACUCGGGAGGCAGGUGCGGCCCAGCUGUCAGAAAACAUGUCUAGAGACGCUCCGCAUCUUGUCCAGAGACAAGCACGUCCUCUCGCCUGUCGCCACCAGGGAGGGCAUGCUGAUCCUGGGGCGGAUGGCGAAGCUGCAGACCGGAGAGGAAGCAGGUGACAACCAAAAGAACUCUCAGGGAGACAGCCGGUCAGACGAGGAGGAGAGGGUGGUUGUGGAGGCGUUGAAGUGCCUAUGCAAUGUGGUUUUCAACAGUCCCGCGGCUCAGCAGGUCAGCGUAGAGGUGGAGCUGGCUCAGGGUCUUUGUAAUAACCUGCGUACAGCCGGCACAUGGAGCCACGAGGUCGGCCUGUUCACACUGCGCCUUCUUUUCCUGCUGUCUGCCCUGAGAGCGGAUUUGAGAGGGGUGUUAAAGAAAGAAUGGGAUGCUGUGAAACUCCUGACCGAGGUGCUGGAGCACACCUUGGAAGUGCGCUGGGUUGGUCCCUAUGAAGCGGCCCCUCCCGACCCGCAGUCCCUGUGCAUGCCUGCAGAAGACAACGAUCGAGCAAUGGAAGCACUCAAGGCCUUGUUCAACCUCACGCUGUCUUACACUCGUGGUGAGGAGGAUGACCACCAGUUCCGACUCAUAGUUGCCAUCCUGCGUCAUCUGUUGAUGCAGAAGACUGAAACUGAGGAGAAAACCGAGGAAGCACACAGCCAUUCUGUCAACUUGCUGAACAAUCUUCCGGUGUCCUGCCUUGACGUGCUGAUUGACCUUCCUAUCCAGGGAGGACAAGAGAAGUAUGGAGGAAAAAACAUGGAUGCAGUCCAGGUGUUACUCGACUUCAUGGAGAAGAGGAUCGACAAGCAGGGCUCCAACUACAAAGAGGGUUUGACUCCGGUGCUCAGCCUUUUGACUGAAGGAUCCAGACACCACAGGGAGAUCCGCAGAUAUAUCAAAGCUCAGGUGCUUCCCCCGUUGAAAGAUGUGAUGAUCAGACCAGAGAUUGGCAGCGCCGUUCGAAAUAAGCUGGUUCGCCUUAUGACACACGUGGACAUGGGAGUGAAGCAGAUGGCGGCAGAGUUUCUCUUUGUCCUGUGUAAAGAAAGUGUGGACAACCUGUUGAAGUACACAGGAUACGGCAACGCAGCAGGACUCCUGGUGGCUCGAGGACUUCUUGCAGGAGGGAGGGGAGAGACUCAGUACUCUGAGGAUGAAGACUCCGAUACGGAGGAGUACAAAACUGCAAAACCUUUCAUCAACCCCAUCACCGGUCACGUCGAGGAGCCAAUGCCGAACCCCAUCGAAGAGAUGUCGGAGGAGCAGAAGGAGUAUGAAGCACAAAUACUGUUCAAUAUGUUUGAAGAGUUAUCAAGGCAGAACAUGAUCCGGCCGAUGGGGGUCAGACCCGACGGGACGUUAGCACCUCUUGAGGAAACUCUCUGUGAUCCGAACGCUGGAGACUCAGGAUUAGACUCUGACUAGCGCACUGAACAUCCAGGCAGAGUGAGCUCACCAGGGCCCUCAAACACCUAAAAACUGUGUUCCAUCUCAAGAACCUGGUCCUUUUGGAGCUGAACGUGUGUCUUUAUAUUCAAAUUUAUUUCUGCCUCAUAUAUUACAACCUACGGUGUGUAGAUGAUUAUGUGCUUUGGUAGCGUAACAUUUAUACAUUUUCCAGUUGCUGAUUACUCCCUGAAUGCAAUUUUCAAAAUAAGUAGUUCAAAUCACGAUCACUCAAACACACUCUUUAACAACUCAGCAGUGUGAGACAAAGCAGGAUGCUUGUUCUACGCCUCAUACAAAGGUUAAGCUGUUCUGAUUAUUCAGCCUUCUGAUGAUCUGGGUCUGAACUGGGACACAACUCAUCAUGUUAGAGGAAACCACAAAGUCCUGGCCGUAGCCCAAAGCCACUCUUAAAGAGAGAGACACCGCAGUGACAUCAUAAUGCACCUUCACUGUUUAUUUUAUUGCUUCCAUAGUUAAGUUAAGAAAAUAGUUAAAAAUAUAAGUUGUGCUGGAUCUUGUGUAUCACAUUGAAAGCGCUGUUGUUAUGGUGUAAGUGAAUCUGAAUAAUCAUUCCUUUGUGCUUUUUGCUUUUCACAAACGUUUUUCUUAUUUAUGCUCUUAUUGUUUCUUAUAUUCACUAAUUGUUUUUUCGUAAUAAUGAAGUGCACAUUAUAAACACACCAGGAAAUCACUGUAAACUGAAAGUCUAGGUCUAGGUUUUAAAAUCAUGAGGCCUCUUUAGUGUGGACUGCAUGGUUGAGGAAUUCUAUGACUAUUUCUAUUUUUGAUUUGUGACAAAAAGAAAUGUGUAAAGCUGCAAUGAUUGUUUUCUAAAUCGUGUUCCUUUUUGCCAAAUCUGCAUGAAAUCAGUUCUCUGGAAUGUCUUUUUUUUUUUUUAAUGAAUCCACAAGUUUCCUUACUCUGAAAAAUGUGUCAUGUUGGUUUAAUGUUUUUGUUUUUAUUAUGGUCUAGAAAAACUGAAUAUGGCUUUAAGCAGAGAACAUGUUCAUUAAAGAAUCUGUGACAGUUAACAUGUUCAAUAGUGAAUCACCAUAAGCAGACGUGUCAGCACUACUGCUCACACCCACAUAAUCCAGAUCAGUGGUGAAAAAGAUCGACAUUAUCUGGACUUCUUUUAACUAAACUUGAUUCCUGGGGGUUUGCUGUGACAAAUCAAAAUAUUUACGUUACCAGCAAUGAGUAGGUCACAUAUACAGAUGGGUUAUAAAUUAAAAUGGAAAGAAACAGCACAAGUGUCUUACUGAGGUGUUGUAUCACCACACACCUGGAACAACUUUGGAACAAUUUAAAGGCCAACAAAACAUUCAGUUAAUCUGCCAGUUGUUGUCUUUAGGUUUAUCCCUUUUUAUUUGUCAUGCAUCUGUAAAUUUGUUGAUUUUACCUUAUCUGUGUGAAUGCCUUCUUUUUCCCCCAAUCAUUCAUCAAAUACUUUUUUUUUUUUUGACAAACUGUAUAUAAACACACAACUUGUUUAUCUAAUGAGGCCUCUACUGAAAUGUUAAUAAAAUGCAUGUAAGUA